Molecule: messenger RNA, 2592 nt
Organism: Chelonia mydas (Green sea turtle)
Lineage: Eukaryota; Metazoa; Chordata; Testudines; Cheloniidae
Gene: BTBD10
Product: BTB domain containing 10
Exons: 11
Coding region: 335-1759 (474 amino acids)
Biological process (GO): positive regulation of phosphorylation
Cellular component (GO): cytoplasm
Molecular function (GO): protein binding
Source: RefSeq, a predicted model, not a curated record
GCCCCCCAUGCAAUACGUUGCGUUCGGCGUAAACCUCGCGAUAUUUCACCCCUUUCCUGUUUCCUCCUCCUCUGUCUCGCGGGAGGAGGAGCUUGCAGCGGCCGAGCCGAGGCCGAGCGGCCUGGGAGGUGCAGGAGCGGCCUGGUAGCUAGGCGGCCGUGGUCGUGGAACCUGGCGGGGACCUUGCAACAGAGAGAGUUGCUAUUGGGAGAGGGGACCCCACAUUAAUAGUGGAAUCAGUGAUGCUUGCAGUUUGUAUCAAUUCAAGGUGAAAUGUGGUUGAGUGCUGCAUGUAUGCUUUUCAGAGCAAUAGUGUGAGGAAGCUUGCAGUGGGAUGGCAGGACGGCCUCAUCCUUAUGACAGUAACUCCAGUGAUCCAGAGAAUUGGGAUCGGAAAUUGCAUAAUAGACCCCGUAAGCUUUGUAAACAUUCAAGUACACCAUCUUGUGUUGCUAAAGGAGUAGACAAUACCAGAAUGAGCCUUCAUGGUGCUAGUGGUGGACAUGAGAGAUCACGAGACAGACGCAGGUCAAGUGACAGAUCACGAGACUCAUCCCAUGAAAGAUCAGAAUCUCAGCUCACUCCAUGUAUCAGGAAUGUAACUUCACCAACAAGACAACACCAUGGUGAUCGAGAAAAGGAUCACAGUUCAUCUCGGCCAAGCAGUCCUCGUCCUCAGAAAACUUCCCCAAAUGGUUCCAAUAGUAGUGUUGGGAACAGCAGUAGAAACAGUAGCCAGUCAAGUUCAGAUGGGAGUUGCAAGACUGCUGGGGAAAUGGUAUUUGUGUAUGAGAAUGCAAAAGAAGGAGCCCGGAGUGUAAGAACCUCUGAACGGGUUACUCUUAUAGUGGACAACACUAGAUUUGUUGUAGAUCCUUCGAUUUUUACUGCACAGCCUAAUACAAUGUUGGGCAGGAUGUUUGGAUCAGGCAGAGAACAUAACUUCACCCGUCCCAAUGAAAAGGGAGAAUAUGAAGUAGCUGAAGGAAUUGGCUCAACUGUGUUUCGUGCUAUUCUGGAUUACUAUAAGACUGGGAUAAUACGUUGUCCUGACGGAAUAUCUAUUCCUGAACUAAGAGAAGCGUGUGACUAUCUUUGCAUCUCCUUUGAAUAUAGCACUAUCAAAUGUAGAGAUCUCAGUGCUCUUAUGCAUGAAUUAUCAAAUGAUGGUGCUCGUAGACAGUUUGAAUUUUACCUUGAAGAAAUGAUUCUUCCACUGAUGGUAGCUAGUGCCCAAAGUGGCGAGAGAGAGUGCCACAUUGUCGUGCUUACGGAUGAUGAUGUGGUUGAUUGGGAUGAAGAGUAUCCUCCACAGAUGGGAGAGGAAUAUUCACAAAUUAUUUACAGCACAAAGUUGUAUAGAUUCUUCAAGUAUAUUGAAAACAGAGAUGUGGCCAAAUCGGUUCUGAAGGAAAGGGGGCUCAAGAAGAUUCGGUUGGGUAUUGAAGGUUACCCCACAUACAAAGAAAAAGUGAAGAAACGGCCAGGUGGGAGGCCAGAGGUGAUUUACAACUAUGUCCAAAGACCAUUCAUUCGGAUGUCAUGGGAAAAAGAAGAAGGAAAGAGUCGGCAUGUUGACUUUCAGUGUGUAAAAAGUAAAUCUAUUACAAACCUAGCAGCAGCUGCAGCAGAUAUCCCCCAGGACCAGCUAGUGGUAAUGCACCCCACACCACAAGUGGAUGAGCUGGAUAUUCUACCUAUUCAUCCUCCACCCAGCAACAAUGAUGUGGACCCGGAGGGACAAAACCCAGCGCUCUGAUUCAGAUUCUUAUUCAAACAAAAGCAUGCUACUUUAAAAAGUGACUCUCUCUCAUACUGCACUGCAAUUCCAGCUUUUCUUCAUUGUGUAACACAGUGUUUAGGAUAUUGCAGAAUGGGCUCUCUUGGAGACCAAAGGAGUAUCUAAUCAUGGUUUUUAAAGAGUACAACUAAAACAUCCUGAGGUUCCAGUUACGUACAUGUAUUUGUUUGAGUAGGUUUGCGAUAUUGGUUAUUUGUAUGUUGGACUGUCCUUCUAGGCCCAUCAAAAACAAUGGGAUCUGCUGGCUACUGUAAAUUCAGUAUUGUUACAUGGAAGGCAAAAUGCAGAAUCAGAAUUGAUAGUAGCACUUUAUGAAUGGCUGCUUGAUAAAUGGAUUCUCAAAGCCAUUUUUUCUAAAUGUGUUGCACAAUGCUAACUUUAACAAAGUGCUUCUAUCAAAGUCUUUCUACUCAUUUAAAUGUAAAUAGUUUGCUCUAAAUAGGUGGACUCUUAAAUGUAUUGUAUAUGAUUGAGCACAAAAUGAUUACCACUGGGGUUUUUGGAUUGAGGACAUUAUUCAAUUACCCAUUUAACAUCCUGCCCAACUCAAAUUUCUCCAGUGAAUUUUUUCACUUGUUUGUAAUGUGAGCCAUGUUGAAGGAUUGUGAACAAUUGUUAGGGGGAUUUCUCUUAAAUUUUGCCUUAUCUGAAUUUGUUGAUGGAAAUAUUUAUUUACUAAAAGUUUGUAGUAAGUCUCAUGGAAUAGAAAAAAUGCAGAUGGUUCACUUUUCAUUUAUUAAAUGAUUGUAAAUUCAAGUUUUUUCAUUCAAAUAAAAUUUCCAUUAUUUUAA